GAGAGAGGGUGAGAGAGAGGGUGAGAGGGAGAGAGAGAGAAGGAUAGAGAGAGAGAGAGAUUACGUUUAACCAUUAACUGAAAACAAGCCAUUGUUAAGCAGUAAAGCAGAGUCAGUCUCUCCACCACUCCGCGACGGUCAGCCAUCUGUGUCUGCUGCUCCACACUUUGGUCUCUCCGUCCAUCUCUCCAUCCGUCCAUCCGGCCAUCCGUCCAUCUCUCCAAGCACGUGUCUGUCCGUCUGACUGUUCUUUCUGAUGGAAAUCAUUAUAAGAUAUUAUUAAUAAUUAUAGAUGUUUUUAAUAAUUUAUAUUAUUACCAAUAAUAAUAGAUAUUAUUCUUAAUAACUGACCACCUGUGGAUAGACCAUCUCAUCGGAGGAGGAGGAGCUGAGAAGAAGAACUCUACGCUAACAUUUGUUAAAGUUUAAGUUUUAAAGCAAAAAUAUCACAACAAAAUUAGAAAUCAGACUGAAGAGAAGAUGGGCUUCGCUGACCUGCUGCAGGAGGUGGGGGGGUUCGGCAGGUACCAGUGGCUUCAUGUGACUCUGAUCAGUUUACCAGGUCUGUUGAUGGCGAGUCAGAACUUGCUCAACAACUUUGUCUCUGGAAUCCCUGCCCACCACUGCCGCCUGCCGGCCAAUCAUAGCCUCUACAGCCUGCCUUCCAAUCACAGCCUCUACAGCCUGCCGGCCAAUCACAGCCUCUACAACUUGUCUGUCCACCAGGUGAAUGAGAAGCAGCUGCUGAAAGCAUUCAUCCCUCUGGACUCUUCAGGAACUAGACUGGACCGCUGCAGGAGGUUUGUGGAGCCCCAGUGGUGGCUGCUAGAUGCUAACAGCUCCGCUAACGUUAGCGCGCUGCAGACCGAGGGAUGUUUGGACGGAUGGACGUUCGACACCUCCGAGUUCCUCGCCACCACCGUCUCCGAGUGGGAGCUGGUGUGUUCUCUGCGUCCUCUGAAGCAGAUGAUCCAGACCAUCUACAUGGGCGGCGUGUUGUCCGGCGCCGUCAUCUACGGCGGCCUCUCAGACAGGUUUGGGAGGCGGUCUAUCCUGAUCUGGUCCUACCUGCAGCUGGGGAUUCUGGGUUGUAGCUCCGCCCUCUCCCCAUCCUACACGGUCUACUGCGUCUUCAGGUUCCUGAGUGGGAUGGCGGUAUCUGGCAUCAUCCUGAAUGCAGUCUCUCUAAAGGUGGAGUGGAUUCCGACCAGAGAGAGGACGCUAGUGGGCACACUCACCUCCUUCUUCUUCACUUUUGGUCAGGUGAUCCUGGCGGGGCUCGCCUAUUGGCUGAGAGACUGGAGGAAGCUGCAGGUGGUUGUCUGUGCCCCCCAGUUCCUGUUCUUUGCCUACAGCUGGUGGUUCUCUGAGUCUGCCCGCUGGUUGGUCCUGAACCGCCGGUCUGAUGAGGCGUUGAAGAGUCUUCACCGAGUUGCUCGAAUCAACGGAAAACCAGAGAUGGUCAACAAGCUAACCCUGGAGGUCCUGACCUCCCACAUGAGGAAGGAGAUUGAGUCGAGUCGUUCUUCAUUGACGGCGUUUGACCUGCUGAGGACGCGAGGCAUGAGACGCAUCUCGGUGUGCCUUGUCUUCGUCUGGUUCUCCACCAGUUUUGCUUACUACGGUUUGGCGAUGGACCUGCAGAAGUUUGGGGUUAGUAUCUACCUGAUGCAGAUCAUCUUUGGAGCCGUCGAUAUUCCCGCCAAAUUGUUGGCUCUGGGCAUGCUCAGUUACCUGGGGAGGAGGGUCUCUCAGGCAACCUGUCUCUUCCUGUCGGCACUUAUUAUCUUUGCCAACAUCUUUGUCCCGGCAGGUAACACUCACACACAGGCUACACACACAGAUAAGACUUACACACAGACGCAUGGACCGUCCCUCAACCAAUCAGACGCCUGGACUCUUUCUUAA
Etheostoma cragini (Arkansas darter) is the source of this 1908-nucleotide messenger RNA. It is a transcript of the gene oatx, whose product is annotated as organic anion transporter X. NCBI's taxonomy places the organism in Eukaryota, Metazoa, Chordata, Actinopteri, Perciformes, Percidae. Gene Ontology annotation, biological process: transmembrane transport. Gene Ontology annotation, cellular component: membrane. Bases 481 to 1908 code for a protein of 475 amino acids. Gene Ontology annotation, molecular function: transmembrane transporter activity. The record is from RefSeq and is a predicted model, not a curated record. The transcript has 13 exons.